Miniopterus natalensis is the source of this 1562-nucleotide messenger RNA. RefSeq names its product mitochondrial ribosomal protein S25 (gene MRPS25). Lineage: Eukaryota; Metazoa; Chordata; Mammalia; Chiroptera; Miniopteridae. Gene Ontology annotation, molecular function: structural constituent of ribosome. Gene Ontology annotation, cellular component: mitochondrion. The record is from RefSeq and is a predicted model, not a curated record.
UCUGCGCGGGAAGUGGAACCGCGGAGGAGAAGCGGCGCUAGGUGCCCCGGCGGCACCGGCGUCUGCUGCUCUGGUCUCUCUCCGCCGCUCGCUUCGCGGCAGGGCCAUCGCCGCCAUGCCUAUGAAGGGCCGCUUCCCGAUCCGCCGUACCCUGCAGUACCUGGGCCAGGGGAACGUGGUGUUCAAGGACUCGGUGAAGGUCAUGACUGUGAACUACAACACGCAUGGGGAGCUGGGCGAAGGCGCCAGGAAAUUUGUAUUUUUCAACAUACCUCAGAUCCAAUACAAAAACCCUUGGGUGCAGAUCAUAAUGUUUAAGAACAUGACACCAUCACCCUUUCUUCGAUUCUAUUUAGAUUCUGGUGAGCAGGUUCUCGUGGAUGUAGAGACCAAGAGCAAUAAAGAAAUCAUGGAGCACAUCAGAAAGAUCCUGGGGAAGAAUGAGGAAACUCUCAAGCAAGAGGAGCAGGAGAAAAGGCAGCUUUCUCACCCAGCCCACUUUGGACCUCGAAAGUAUUGCCUGCGGGAGUGCAUCUGUGAGGUGGAAGGGCAGGUGCCCUGCCCAGCCUUGGUGCCAUUACCCAAGGAGAUGACAGGGAAGUACAAAGCGACUCUGAAAGCCAGUGCCCAGGACUAAGGCCCCAGGCCUGUAGGCUAGGGUUACCUUGGCCACAGGGAAGCCCCUGGUUCUGUCCCCAGAGAGACUGAAAAUAAAAUGCUCCUUAAUCAUUCCAGCAGCAUGGUGUGUAUCCAGUCUGAUAGGCACAAGGAGGAAGGCCUGCAUGGGGACAGGACUCUGUGAUCAGGAAGGUGUAAGGCCACAGCCUGUUGACAUUCCCAUCUUGUUCCUGUGGCCUUUUCCUGGUCUCCACUGGUUUCGACGACUCUUCCAGGCCCUGCUCUGGAGAAUUAAGAGCUGCUGUGGUUGAGUCUGGUUGGAGCUAAUUGUGGCUGGCAGUGUGGAUAUCCCCUCCAUUCAGGCUCUGUGGGUAUUUCUUCAGAAACCCCAGGGCAACCCUUUGUGCAGUGCUCACUUUGAAAACUAGUCAACUGACGCUUUCCUCCUGAGGAGCCUGGCUGUGGAGGCUGCCUCAGUUUACUUUCUUGCUUGUUCAGUUCUUGAUUUAAGGUUUGGAAGAGGGUGUGGGGUUUCCUGAGGACCUGCCUAGUAGUACUUUCCUCCUUAGGACACUGAUAUUGCUGCCACUUUAGUUGUGCUGGUUUUAGCCCUUAGGAGACACCAAAGCCCUCUAGGGUCACUUUAAGAAUAGGUUUUUCUUGGUCAAAAGUAAAGGACCAGCUGGACUACAGACCCAUGGAAAAACAGACCAGGAAACUUUGCCCAAUGGGAGGUAGCAAGAAGGUGGGCUUAGAAGAGUAGGUUUAAGGUCUGAGUUCCUCUCUAAUGGGAGCCUUGGUCAAGGCCUAACAUUCUCUGUAAAAUGGGAAUAAGGGCAUUACUCCAUGAGGUAGGUAGCUGUGGAAAAUGUCGUGAAACGAGAAUGUGUUUUAUUUGAAUGUUGGAGAUUAUCCCAUUAAAUUGAGAAACCUGGCUCUUUUUA